AUUGGCCAAUAACGACCUUCACGAACAAACUAUUCCGAUUUGAACGCUUGUAAAUUUAAUUGCUCUACUUUGAAUCUUUCCACCUUGAUGGGAUCUCCAGAUUUCCCCAACCAAACCCACAUCGUCAUUUCAUCAAACACGUCGCAAUCAUUCCAUGGAACACAGAAAAGGCGAUGCCAGAAUCUACAUCAUUGCAGCCCUUCUACUCGUUUCCCUCCUCACCGGCAGCUUCCUCUUCUCCCUCUACAUCUUCCUUCCAAAAAACCAGUCGGCUCCCUGGUACCCCAUCGCCGGUUUUAUCCUUGUCGGCAUCCCAUGGAUCUUCUGGAUUGUCGCUUACCUCUAUAGAUGCUUUGUUCCGCACAACGUUAAAGUGUACGAAAGCAAUACCAGUAAUUUACCGGCAACGCAGCCGGACACCGCCACUCCGGUAACUGCGGGGACCCCUGCAACUAGCGCUUCGGAACAUGAUCGGGGUUGGGUGUCACCGGAACAGACCCCUAAAGGCGGGCGUCAAGUACAUUUCGGUGGCGUCCUUGUUGUUGGCAGUGGAAGUAACGAUUACGGGUCUACUAUAUGUGAAAGCAUGCCCGAUACGGAUUCAAGUCGGUAUUCAUCGGAUAGCGAUAGAAGCCCUGAUGAGGCUGAGAUCCUUGAUGGCAUCUAGGGAGUUCGAGAUGCCAUUAACUCUUUCAGUUGCUUCUAUAGAUAAUCCAUUGGCCAUGACAGAUUUGUGCUAAAGAGGGUAUACACAAUAUUGCAAUGUAAUGUAAUGUCAUCGACUUAAAUAGUUUAGUGUUCAUCUUCUUCUGUUGAAAAUAAGAGGUUUUGAGUUCG
Molecule: messenger RNA, 837 nt
Organism: Rubroshorea leprosula
Lineage: Eukaryota; Viridiplantae; Streptophyta; Magnoliopsida; Malvales; Dipterocarpaceae
Source: the annotation of a GenBank genome assembly